Molecule: messenger RNA, 936 nt
Organism: Zasmidium cellare ATCC 36951
Lineage: Eukaryota; Fungi; Ascomycota; Dothideomycetes; Mycosphaerellales; Mycosphaerellaceae
Product: glycosyltransferase family 8 protein
Exons: 2
Coding region: 1-936 (311 amino acids)
Molecular function (GO): glycosyltransferase activity
Source: RefSeq, a predicted model, not a curated record
AUGGUCGAGGCGCUGGAUCGGCUAGGCGCGAAGGCGGAGAAGUUGAUUCUGCAUUCGGAGGAGUGGAAUACCAAUUCGACGAGGAAGGCGGAGAAUGGCACGGAGGUGUACACGACGGAAGCGAGGCUUCUGCAGAAGGCGCAGGGGAUGUAUCAUGCGGUUUUGCAGCCCGUCCCCGUGCAGAGGGUCACGGGGGAUGUCACCUGGAGUGACUCCUUCACGAAAUUACUGGCGUUUAACCAGACGCAGUACCGUCGCGUGCUCGCCCUCGACUCCGACUCCACGAUGCUGCAGCCCAUGGACGAACUCUUCCUCCUCCCGCCGACCCCCGUCGCGAUGCCGAGGGCGUACUGGCUCGAACACGAACUCUUCGACGCAAUCACCCUCAUUACCCCCUCCAGCGCCUCCGCCGCGCGGAUCCAAACCGCCAUCGCCACCCGGUUGGACACAGACUUCGACAUGGACAUCAUGAACCACGUCUUCGGGGACUCGUGCAUGGUGCUGCCGCAUCGCGACUACGCGCUCGUGACGGGGGAGUUCCGGAAACAGGAGCCCGGGCAGCACGUGGCGUAUCUGGGGGAUGGGGGCGAGGAGUGGGAUGCGGAGAAGGUGGUGGAUGAGGCGAAGUUUGUGCAUUUUAGCGAUUGGCCGUUGGGGAAGCCGUGGGUUGCGAGUGGACGGCAGGUCAAGGAGGAGGUGAGGCCGAAGUGUACGAGGGAGGGGAGUAUGGAGGAGGAUUGUAGGGAUAGGGUGGUUUGGGAGGGGUUGUAUCGGGAUUUUAGGGAGAGGAGGAAGGCGAUCUGUGGGCCUGAGCUUGUAGAUUGGGAAAGUGAAGAGACGGAUUGGGAGGUGGCGAGGCUGUUGUCGAAUCCCACAUCGAGGCCGUCGGCAGUGGACAGAAGUCCAACUAUAGGGACGGCUGCGCCUGUACUUUAG